This is a messenger RNA of Chlamydomonas reinhardtii, 2008 nucleotides long. RefSeq lists its product as uncharacterized. Gene Ontology annotation, cellular component: mitochondrion. Gene Ontology annotation, molecular function: aminomethyltransferase activity; protein binding. NCBI's taxonomy places the organism in Eukaryota, Viridiplantae, Chlorophyta, Chlorophyceae, Chlamydomonadales, Chlamydomonadaceae. Bases 304 to 1563 code for a protein of 419 amino acids. The transcript is spliced from 9 exons. Gene Ontology annotation, biological process: glycine catabolic process. The record is from RefSeq and is a predicted model, not a curated record.
CUGAGCUAUGGACACCUGGACUGCCCUGCCCCAACAUUACCGUGCGGGGGUUGAGAUCAUAUUGCGUCAACCGUCAUUCUGCAGCAACCGCGCAAACCAUCGCCGCAAAUAAUAUGACCUGGGGAACGGCUGCAGUAUCUUUGACCAUUCCAUAAUCCAUAUAUCCAGCUGACUCGAGCGACCACGUACGACGAUACGGCAAUGACAGUUUGCCCCACCGCCCCCCGGCUGCCGCCCCGCUGGCCCUACACUCAUACCCGGUCUAGCCGUCGUGUGUCUACAUUCAUUUCAUACAGUAGAAGAAUGUCGUCCGCCACUCGCAACGUUCUUUCUAUGCUGCCGGCACUUGGCCGCGUUGGUGCCCAGCAGGCAGCCGGCGCUGCUGCAUCCCUGCUGUUCACCCGUGGCUAUGCCGACUUGUCUUCGCUGAAGAAGACGAUGCUGUAUGACUUCCAUGUGGCGCACGGAGGCAAGAUGGUGGAUUUCGCUGGCUGGGCGCUGCCUAUUCAGUACAAGGAUAGCAUCAUGGACUCGACCACGCACUGCCGUCAGAACGCCUCGCUGUUCGACGUGUCGCACAUGUGUGGUUUCUCGCUGAAGGGCAAAGACGCCAUCCAGUUCCUGGAGGGGCUGGUGGUUGGUGACAUCGCCGGCCUCAAGGACGGCACCGGCUCCCUGAGCGCCUUCACCAACGAAAAGGGUGGCAUCAUUGACGACACCGUCAUCACCAAGGUGAACGGCCAGCACAUCUACACGGUGGUGAACGCGGGCUGCCGCGACAAGGACCUCGCGCACCUCAGCAAGCACCUGGCGGCGGCCAAGUCCAAGGGCCUGGACGUGGCCAUGACGGUGCACGACGACCGCAGCCUGCUGGCGCUGCAGGGCCCCGCCGCCGCCGAGGUGGUGGCGGGCCUGGUGGCUCCGGGCGUGGACCUGAAGGCCAUGUACUUCUCCGACUUCAAGCCCAUCGACCUGGGCGGCAUCCCGUGCUGGGUCACCCGCACAGGGUACACCGGCGAGGACGGCUUUGAGAUCAGUGUGCCCAACAGCCACGCCGUGGCGCUGGCGGAGAAGCUCACCGCCAACAAGCGCGUGCGCAUGGCCGGCCUGGGUCCCCGCGACUCUCUGCGCCUGGAGGCGGGUCUGUGCCUGUACGGCAACGACCUGAACGAGGACCUGACGCCCGUGGAGGCGGGCCUGGCCUGGACCAUCGGCAAGCGCCGCCGCGAGAAGUUCGACUUCCUGGGCGGCGACAUCAUUAAGAAGCAGCUGGCGGAGGGCGUCAGCAAGCGCCGCGUGGGCUUUGUGAGCACCGGCGCGCCCGCCCGCCAGCACAGCGUGGUGAGCACCCCCGACGGCAAGGUGGUGGGCGAGAUCACCAGCGGCGCCUUCAGCCCCUGCCUCAAAAAGAACAUCGCCAUGGGCUACGUGGACAAGGACUUCGCCAAGGCCGGCACCGCGCUCAAGGUGGAGGUGCGCGGCAAGGUAAACGACGCCGUGGUGACAAAGAUGCCCUUCGUGCCCACGCCCUACUACAAGCGCCCCGAGCCCGCCAAGAAGUAAAGCGCUGGGUUGGAGAGCAGCAGCAGCUGCAGCAGCGCCAGUGCUGUAGGGGGCUUGAUGUGGAGGUUUUUGAAAGGACCGAAGGAGGCGGCGCUAGUGCGGAUCAGGUGGCGGUUGAUGGAUGUUGGCUUCGUCUUUUGGGUGUGGUGUGGAUCUAUAUCUUACUCGGACUCGAAAUACUGACGUGGUCAGGUUUUUGGCAAGGUGAGAAGGACAGUGCAAUUUUGUGUGAGCGCUGACCAAGUCGUGGGUCAGGUGGUGCAUGCGCAGCAUGUGCAGCGGUAGGGCGGCAAUCAGAACCAAGCACGUUUCACGGUUUCAGGUCAGGUCGCGGAUUACGAAUGGUGGUAGUGCUGAACACAGCCCCGGCGUAACAAGAUGCUGUGGUCCCCUGGCAGUCCCGCUCAGGAAGGGUCGAGCGCCCAGAGUUGGUAGUCUUAUAAUA